Calidris pugnax (ruff) is the source of this 8456-nucleotide messenger RNA. RefSeq names its product mediator complex subunit 12 (gene MED12). The record is from RefSeq and is a predicted model, not a curated record. Gene Ontology annotation, biological process: regulation of transcription by RNA polymerase II. NCBI's taxonomy places the organism in Eukaryota, Metazoa, Chordata, Aves, Charadriiformes, Scolopacidae. The transcript is spliced from 55 exons. Bases 1 to 8061 code for a protein of 2686 amino acids. Gene Ontology annotation, cellular component: mediator complex. Gene Ontology annotation, molecular function: beta-catenin binding; transcription coactivator activity.
AUGGCGGCUUUCGGCGAUGAGCUGACCGCUCUGAACGUCAAGCAAGGCUUCAAUAACCAGCCGGCGGUCUCCGGGGACGAGCACGGCAGUGCCAAAAAUGUCAACUUCAACCCAGCGAAGAUCAGUUCAAAUUUUAGCAGCAUCAUCGCAGAAAAGCUGCGCUGCAAUACGCUGCCUGACACGGGAAGACGGAAACCCCAGGUGAACCAGAAGGAUAACUUCUGGCUGGUGACAGCGCGUUCUCAGAGUGCCAUAAACAACUGGUUCACAGAUCUGGCUGGGACUAAGCCCCUCACUCAUCUGGCUAAGAAGGUGCCCAUUUUUAGCAAAAAGGAAGAGGUCUUUGGUUAUUUGGCGAAAUACACCGUUCCAGUAAUGAGAGCGGCCUGGCUCAUCAAAAUGACUUGCGCCUAUUACGCUGCCAUCACAGAAACCAAGGUGAAAAAGCGUCACGUCAUCGAUCCCUUCAUCGAAUGGACGCAGAUCAUCACCAAGUACUUGUCAGAGCAGCUGCAGAAAAUUGCAGAGUUCUACAGGCAGCUCCCAGGGCCAGGCUGUGGCUCACCCUCCGGGCCGAUGCCGCAGGAGGUUGAACAAGCUUUGAAGCAGUGGGACUACAACGAGAAACUGGCUAUGUUCAUGUUCCAGGAUGGCAUGCUGGACCGGCAUGAGUUCCUGACGUGGGUCCUCGAGUGCUUUGAGAAGAUACGGUCAGGAGAAGAUGAAUUUCUGAAAAUGCUCCUACCCCUGCUGCUGCGGUACUCUGGAGAGUUUGUGCAGUCUGCCUACCUGUCCAGACGUCUGGCCUACUUCUGCACCCGCAGGCUGGCCAUGCAGCUGGACGGUGCUGGGGGGCACCCGCCCCACAUCCUCUCUGCCCAGACGGGGAACCCUCUCCCCUCGACUCCCACCCCUCAGCCAGCUGCAGCAAAUCCUCCUCCCAGCCCUUUCAGCGACUUACUGCUGUGCCCCCAGCACCGGCCAGUGGUGUACGGGCUCAGCUGCAUCCUCCAGAGUAUAAUUUUGUGUUGCCCAAGUGCCCUUGUGUGGCAUUACUCCCUGACUGACAGCAGGAUAAAGACCGGCUCCCCGUUGGACCACCUGCCUAUAGCCCCAUCCAACUUGCCCAUGCCCGGAGGGAAUUCGGCUUUUACACAGCAGGUUCGAGCAAAGCUGCGUGAAAUUGAGCAGCAGAUAAAGGAGCGUGGCCAGGCCGUGGAGGUUCGCUGGUCAUUUGACAAGUGCCAGGAAACCACAGCAGGUUUCACUAUUGGCCGUGUCUUGCACACUUUAGAAGUUCUGGACAGUCACAGCUUUGAAAGAUCUGACUUCAGCAACUCUUUGGAUUCCUUGUAUAACAGGAUAUUUGGGCUGGGUCCAACCAAAGACAGUCACGAGAUCUCCCCAGAUGACGAUGCGGUGGUGGCCUUGCUGUGCGAGUGGGCUGUCAGCUAUAAACGCUCCGGACGCCACAGGGCCAUGGUUGUGGCCAAACUCCUGGAGAAGCGUCAAGCAGAGAUAGAGGCUGAGAGAUGUGGGGACUCUGAAGUCGUGGAUGAGAAGGGCUCCAUCUCUUCAGGCUCUCUCUCGGCAGCCAGCGCUCCUGUCUUUCAGGAUGUCCUUAUGCAGUUCCUUGACACCCAAGCUCCUAUGCUAACUGAUCCUGGGAAGGAAAAUGAGAAGGUGGAGUUCUUUAACCUGGUGCUGCUGUUCUGUGAGCUAAUCCGACACGAUGUCUUCUCUCACAACAUCUACAUGUGCACCCUCAUCUCCCGAGGUGACCUUGCCAUGGAUUCUCAUGGGCCUCGCCCGCCCUCCCCGUUCGAUGACCCUGCUGAGGAGCACGACAGGAAGGAGACGGAGGGAAGCAGUGGCAUCAAGCUGGAGGACACAGGUCUUUCUGAGCCCAUGGACAUCGACCACAACUCCAGCAUGCUCUUUGAUGACAUGGAGAAGACAGACUUCUCGAUGUUUUCUCCUCCAAUGCAUUGUGAAUCUAAAGCCAGCCCUUCCCCUGAGAAACCAGAUCCUGAAAAGGAAGCAAAGCCACUGCUGAAGGAUAAGUCUGUGGAAGGAAUGCUAGCAUCCCUGUAUGACCAGCCUCGGCACAUCCAGUAUGCAACACACUUCCCUAUUCCUCAGGAGGAAUCGUGCAGUCACGAGUGUAACCAACGGUUGGUAGUUCUUUUUGGGGUUGGAAAACAACGGGACGAUGCUCGGCAUACCAUCAAGAAAAUAACCAAAGACAUUCUAAAAGUCUUAAACAGAAAGAGCACUGCAGAGACGGGUGGAGAAGAAGGCCAGAAGAGGAAAAAGAGCAAGCCAGAAGCAUUCCCAACAGCUGAAGAUAUCUUUGCAAAGUUCCAGCACCUUUCUCACUUUGAUCAGCACCAAGUCACAUCUCAGGUAUCUCGCAAUGUCUUGGAACAGAUCACCAGCUUUGCCUUGGGAAUGUCCUACCACCUGCCUCUGGUACAGCACGUGCAGUUCAUAUUUGACUUGAUGGAGUAUUCACUCAAUAUCAGUGGUCUUAUCGACUUUGCCAUCCAGUUGCUGAAUGAACUGAGCGUGGUGGAGGCAGAACUGCUGUUGAAAUCCUCCGACCUUGUUGGCAGCUACACCACCAGCUUGUGCCUGUGCAUCGUGGCUGUGCUGCGACACUACCACUCCUGCCUUAUACUGAACCAGGACCAGAUGGCUCAAGUCUUUGAAGGCCUGUGUGGGGUGGUGAAACACGGCAUGAACCGCUCAGAUGGCUCCUCAGCAGAGCGCUGUAUCCUGGCCUAUCUCUACGACCUCUAUACCUCCUGCAGUCACCUCAAAAGUAAAUUUGGGGAGCUUUUUAGUGACUUCUGCUCCAAGGUGAAGAAUACAAUCUACUGCAAUGUUGAGCCAUCUGACUCCAACAUGCUAUGGGAACCAGAGUUCAUGAUUGACACCAUUGAGAAUCCAUCUGCACAUAACUUUACCUACACCAACCUGGGCAAGAGCCUCAAUGAAAAUCCAGCCAACCGCUACAGUUUCGUCUGUAAUGCACUUAUGCACAUCUCCCCAGAUGAUGAUGCGGUGGUGGCCUUGCUGUGCGAGUGGGCUGUCAGCUAUAAACGCUCCGGACGCCACAGGGCCAUGGUUGUGGCCAAACUCCUGGAGAAGCGUCAAGCAGAGAUAGAGGCUGAGAGAUGUGGGGACUCUGAAGUCGUGGAUGAGAAGGGCUCCAUCUCUUCAGGCUCUCUCUCGGCAGCCAGCGCUCCUGUCUUUCAGGAUGUCCUUAUGCAGUUCCUUGACACCCAAGCUCCUAUGCUAACUGAUCCUGGGAAGGAAAAUGAGAAGGUGGAGUUCUUUAACCUGGUGCUGCUGUUCUGUGAGCUAAUCCGACACGAUGUCUUCUCUCACAACAUCUACAUGUGCACACUCAUCUCCCGAGGUGACCUUGCCAUGGAUGCUCAUGGGCCUCGCCCGCCCUCCCCGUUCGAUGACCCUGCUGAGGAGCACGACAGGAAGGAGACGGAGGGAAGCAGUGGCAUCAAGCUGGAGGACACAGGUCUUUCUGAGCCCAUGGACAUCGACCACAACUCCAGCAUGCUCUUUGAUGACAUGGAGAAGACAGACUUCUCGAUGUUUUCUCCUCCAAUGCAUUGUGAAUCUAAAGCCAGCCCUUCCCCUGAGAAACCAGAUCCUGAAAAGGAAGCAAAGCCACUGCUGAAGGAUAAGUCUGUGGAAGGAAUGCUAGCAUCCCUGUAUGACCAGCCUCGGCACAUCCAGUAUGCAACACACUUCCCUAUUCCUCAGGAGGAAUCGUGCAGUCACGAGUGUAACCAACGGUUGGUAGUUCUUUUUGGGGUUGGAAAACAACGGGACGAUGCUCGGCAUACCAUCAAGAAAAUAACCAAAGACAUUCUAAAAGUCUUAAACAGAAAGAGCACUGCAGAGACGGGUGGAGAAGAAGGCCAGAAGAGGAAAAAGAGCAAGCCAGAAGCAUUCCCAACAGCUGAAGAUAUCUUUGCAAAGUUCCAGCACCUUUCUCACUUUGAUCAGCACCAAGUCACAUCUCAGGUAUCUCGCAAUGUCUUGGAACAGAUCACCAGCUUUGCCUUGGGAAUGUCCUACCACCUGCCUCUGGUACAGCACGUGCAGUUCAUAUUUGACUUGAUGGAGUAUUCACUCAAUAUCAGUGGUCUUAUCGACUUUGCCAUCCAGUUGCUGAAUGAACUGAGCGUGGUGGAGGCAGAACUGCUGUUGAAAUCCUCCGACCUUGUUGGCAGCUACACCACCAGCUUGUGCCUGUGCAUCGUGGCUGUGCUGCGACACUACCACUCCUGCCUUAUACUGAACCAGGACCAGAUGGCUCAAGUCUUUGAAGGCCUGUGUGGGGUGGUGAAACACGGCAUGAACCGCUCAGAUGGCUCCUCAGCAGAGCGCUGUAUCCUGGCCUAUCUCUACGACCUCUAUACCUCCUGCAGUCACCUCAAAAGUAAAUUUGGGGAGCUUUUUAGUGACUUCUGCUCCAAGGUGAAGAAUACAAUCUACUGCAAUGUUGAGCCAUCUGACUCCAACAUGCUAUGGGAACCAGAGUUCAUGAUUGACACCAUUGAGAAUCCAUCUGCACAUAACUUUACCUACACCAACCUGGGCAAGAGCCUCAAUGAGAAUCCAGCCAACCGCUACAGUUUCGUCUGUAAUGCACUUAUGCACGUGUGUGUGGGACACCACGAUCCAGACAGGGUGAACGACAUCGCUAUCCUGUGUGCUGAGCUAACGGGCUACUGCAAGUCUCUGAGCGCCGAGUGGCUGGGGGUGCUCAAAGCUUUGUGCUGUUCCUCCAAUAACGGGACCUGUGGCUUCAAUGAUCUCCUCUGCAAUGUUGAUGUCAGUGACUUAUCUUUCCAUGAUUCCCUGGCCACCUUUGUUGCCAUCCUCAUUGCCCGGCAGUGCUUGCUGCUUGAGGACCUGAUUCGCUGUGCUGCUAUUCCCUCACUCCUCAAUGCUGCCUGCAGUGAACAGGACUCAGAACCAGGAGCACGUCUGACCUGCCGGAUUUUACUCCAUCUGUUUAAGACUCCGCAGCUGAACCCAUGCCAGCAGGAUGGCAACAAACCCACGGUGGGGAUCCGCUCUUCCUGUGACCGUCACUUACUGGCAGCGUCCCAGAACCGCAUCGUGGACGGAGCGGUCUUUGCAGUGCUGAAGGCUGUCUUCGUUCUGGGAGAUGCAGAACUGAAAGGCUCUGGCUUUUCCCACCCUGGAGGUGUGGAUGACCUGAUGGAUGAUGAGCUGGGCACCAGGAAGGCUGGUGGUCGGGUGGUAACUGUAGAGACAGCCAGCUUGGAUAUUUAUGCCAAGUAUGUGCUGAGGAGUAUAUGUCAACAGGAGUGGGUAGGUGAGCGAUGUCUGAAGUCCCUCUGUGAAGACAGCAACGACUUGCAGGAUCCUGUCCUGAGCAGCACGCAGGCCCAGAGGCUGAUGCAGCUGAUCUGUUACCCACACCGGCUGCUGGACAAUGAGGAAGGAGAAAAUCCUCAGCGGCAGAGGAUUAAACGCAUCUUACAGAAUCUGGACCAGUGGACCAUGAGGCAAUCCUCGCUGGAGCUGCAGCUCAUGAUUAAGCAGACAGCCAGCAAUGAGAUGAAUUCCUUGUUAGAAAAUAUAGCCAAGGCCACUAUUGAGGUGUUCCAGCAGUCAGCAGAGACCAGCUCUGCUAGCUCUGCUGGCAAUGGAGUCAACAAUAUCAGUAGCUCAGCAAGUGCUGCACCUGCCAGCAACAAAUCCAAACCCAUCCUCAGCUCCCUGGAGAGAUCAGGAGUGUGGCUGGUGGCCCCUCUGAUUGCCAAGCUUCCAACAUCAGUGCAGGGCCAUGUGCUGAAAGCUGCUGGAGAAGAACUGGAGAAAGGGCAACAUCUGGGGUCAUCGUCCCGCAAAGAGCGGGACCGCCAGAAGCAGAAGAGCAUGUCCCUCCUGAGCCAGCAGCCAUUUCUGUCGCUGGUGCUAACAUGCUUGAAAGGACAGGAUGAGCAGCGGGAAGGCCUCCUCACCUCUCUGUACAGUCAGGUCCAACAGAUUGUUACGAAUUGGCGGGAAGAUCAGUACCAGGAUGACUGCAAAGCCAAGCAGCUGAUGCAUGAGGCCCUGAAACUACGGCUGAAUUUGGUGGGGGGAAUGUUUGACACAGUUCAACGCAGUACACAGCAGACAACUGAGUGGGCUGUCCUUCUCCUGGACAUCAUCAGCAGUGGCACCGUGGACAUGCAGUCAAACAAUGAGCUCUUCACCACCGUGUUGGACAUGCUGAGCGUUCUCAUCAACGGCACCCUGGCUGCUGAUAUGUCCAGCAUUUCUCAGGGCAGCAUGGAGGAGAACAAGCGGGCCUACAUGAAUCUUGUCAAGAAACUCAGGAAAGAGCUGGGGGACCGGCAAUCUGACAGCCUGGAGAAGGUGCGACAGCUACUGCCACUUCCCAAGCAGACCCGAGAUGUCAUCACCUGUGAACCUCAGGGAUCCCUUAUUGACACCAAAGGCAAUAAAAUAGCUGGAUUUGACUCCAUCUUCAAGAAGGAGGGUUUGCAAGUCUCUACAAAGCAGAAGAUUUCCCCUUGGGAUCUGUUUGAGGGCUUAAAGCACUCGGCCCCGCUCUCCUGGGGGUGGUUUGGGACGGUCCGGGUGGAUCGCAAGGUGUCUAGGUUUGAGGAGCAGCAGAGGCUUCUUCUGUACCACACGCACUUGAAACCCAAGCCCCGCAGUUACUACCUGGAGCCGUUGCCUCUGCCCCCUGAAGAGGAAGAGCCUCCUACGCCUGUGGCUUUAGAGCCAGAGAAGAAAGCUGCAGAGCCAGCGAAGGCUGAUAAAACAAGCUCCAAUCCUGCCACUUCUACUGAAGAACGCAAGAAGAAACAGAGCAAAACCAAGAAACGCAACCAAUCUGCCAGCAAAACUGAGGAUUUCGUGUUGGGCCCUAGCCGAGGGGUUUCCUAUGGGGUUGGUAUGCCUACAGAUCUCUUGCAUCACCAGUCAGGAAGCACUAUGUCGAGGUUGGCAUACGGGCAAUCACCAGUGGGUCUCUAUGCCCAGAAUCAGCCUCUUCCAGCAGGUGGCCCUCGCCUGGACACAUCCUACAGACCCGUGCGCAUGCCGUUGGGGAAACUUGUUCAGAGCCGUCCUCCCUACAGCGGUGUGCUGCCCCCAGGGAUGGGCAGCAUGAUGGGCAUCGACCCCUCCUACAAGCCAGCAGUGUACAGACAGCAGCCCCCGGUGUCCCAGGGACAGAUCCUGAGGCAGCAGCUCCAAGCAAAGUUGCAGGGCCAAGGCAUAAUGGGACAGCAGCCAGUGCGCCAGAUGGCUCCAACCCCGUCCUACGGAGCACUGCAGCCCUCACAGGGUUACACACCUUACGUCUCCCACAUAGGCCUUCAGCAGCACCCCUCCCAGUCAGGCACGAUGGUACCUCCUACCUAUUCUGGCCAGCCCUACCAGAAUUCCCACCCCAGCUCUAAUCCUGCCCUGGUGGAUCCUGUUAGACAGAUGCAGCAGAGACCAAGCGGCUACGUACACCAGCAGGCCCCUGGCUACGGGCACACUUUGGGCAACACACAGAGAUUUCCUCACCAGUCAAUACAGCAGACCCCCAUGAUGAGUGGGAUGAACCAUUUGGGUCCACAAGGAGUUCCCUCAGGAAUUCGACCCAGCCAGAUAUUGCCUGACCAGCAGCAGCAGCAGUACCUGAGGCAGCAGCAGCAACAGCAGCAGCAGAUGCUGAGGCAGCAGCAACAACAACAACAACAGCAGCAACAGCAGCAGCAACAACAGCAACAGCAGCAGCAGCAGCCCCAGCCGCCGCAGCCCCAGCCGCAGCAGCAGCCCCAGGUCUCCACAGUGCCUCAGCCACAGGCGCAGGGCCAGCCCCCGGGGCUGGGGAUGCAGGCUCUCCCCCCCCAGCAGCCCAUCUUCCAGCGUCAGGGCCUUCAGCAGACACAGCAGCAGCAGCAAACAGCUGCUCUGGUUCGACAGCUUCAACAGCAGCUUUCCAAUACCCAGACCCAGCAGAACAACAACCCCUUCGGACGCUACUGAUCUGUGGUGCCUCAGCCCCAGCCAGGAGGGAGAGAGACAUCACUGUGGACCAGACGUGGCCUCUUCAACCCUGGCCACACACCGGGGCUGCCCCCGCCCGCUGUCCUUGGGCCCCAGCUCCCGGCGCCGCCGCUGCCCGUCCCGCAGGGAGAUGCCAGGAGGAUGCUUUUAUUGUACAGAGAAGUGUUUUUACUACCCCGUUUCUACAAACGUUUAUGGAGAUCCCUUGUGGCUGACAGUCUCCCUUCCCACUUUGGUUUCAGUUUUUACUCGGUUUUUAGUAUUUUUGUUAAAAUAAUGAUUAAGACAUUGUAAAAUUUUGUACUUUAUUUAUACCAGAUGAACCCCGUACUGCAGACAUUCUUGGAUGAAUACAGAGAGCUUACUUUGCAAAA